GCUUUCUCCCUCCGGUAGUUUUGGAAACGGCUUCGCGAAGUGAAAGCCUUCCUGCUCAUGCGCAGUAACCAAAUGUAAAUCCAGAGCCUUAUGACAGUUGCGCAUGCGCUUUCGUAAGGAGGAACUCCCGAGUCGUCUUGCUGCGGUCCUCCUCGGGAGGCUUUGAGUGAAAUGAGCAGCGGGGCUGCCGGGACCUUAAGCAUCAAUAAAACUGCGGAGUCUCCGGUUUCUGGAAGCGGUAAUAAAAGGAGGGAUUCACUGGGGUCCGCGUCCUCAUGUCCUAUUUUUAAAGAUGUUGGCGAAAUAUAUUCCCGACUUCUGGACCACAGACCAGUUAUUCAAGGAGAAAUUCGUUAUUUCAUCAAAGAAUUUGAAGAAAAAAGGGGUCUCCGAGAAUUGCGGGUUCUUGAAAACUUAAACAACACAAUAUUUGAGGCAAAUGACAAGAUUUUGCCAAAAUGCGAAGAAGUAAUGCAUGGAAAUCUAAAUGAAAUAUUAAAGAGAUUACAGGUAGCCAACCAGAUGUUCCAUACAUUGCAGCAAACAGAACAGGAAGAAAGUCAGCUUCAGACUGAGAAACUAAGAGCUGAUGAAGCCAAACGUAUAGCUGACUGGGAGGAAUUCAUGAAGGAGCAGCACCGCCUGAAAACAGUGGUCAACGAAGAGCAUACAAAAGCUAUGGAGCAUCUUAAAGAACAAUAUGCAGCUUUGGAGAAGGGCCUUCCAAAACAGGCCCUUUAAGAAACUCUCUUCUGGCAUUUUCCGGCAGUUUUCAAGUUUCAGGAUUUUCAGCACAGUAUUGGAAUUUAGAUAAAAAUAACGGGGACCGAAACCAAAAGUGCUAAGUUGCAAUUGAAAUUGGUUCCUUGCACUGAGUGAUUGUUUCAAGCACACACACCAUUUGGUAGCAGCAAUAACAGUAUUGUACUUCAACAAACCAAGUUAAGUGCACGGUUAAAGUCUAUUUACGAAAUGAAUAAUUAGGUAUGUUUUGUUUGAGUUGUUUCAAUGAGCUCUCCUGUUACUUUCCCUGAAGAAUUCGCUUCGGUUGGAGGUAGGGAGGGGUUGUAAUUAUGUGCAAACAUACAGCAAUGGCCUGACGUGUAGAGUAAUAACUGUAAAAGGCCACAUAACUUGGGAGUAUAAUAGUCUGAAGUCUAUGAAUGAAUUCUUUAUGUUACUAAGGUUAUCAGGAUAAGUUUUAAAACCCUAAGAAAGAAGUUCAUUAUUGCACUGAAUUUGUUCUGACUAGAGAAAAUGGGAGGAUAUUAGGUUGGCUGUCUUUGAGGUAUGUAUUUAUCCUAUUAGUAUUCCUGUGUGUCAUACAAAAAAAUACACUCAUAUGUUUAAUGGCCUGAAAAUCUCUGGAAUAGGGUUGUGUAGAUUCAAAGGUAAAAUGCAAUUUGUAGUAUGCAGUGAUGUGCCUAUAAUAUCUUCAGGAUCAUCUCAUACUUUCCCAAGAUCAUGCUGCAGCUCCAAAUGACAUUCACAUGAGUCUAAGAAAAAUCACUGCUUUUUUAAAAUGUUCUUUUAACAUUUGGCUCCACACGCACUUUGAAGGCUGUGUUGGCUUUGAAUCCUCUGUAGCUUUUCACUGACAAUAUUUAACAUUAUAGGGCCCUAUAUAGAGAGAGAUAUAUUAUAUAGAGCCCAUUUGUGAACACUGCAAAUGAGCAGUGUUCUUGCAGAUCAAAUUGUGUUUUACAAGUAAAUAGUAUUCUGGAGCAUAAUUAAUUUGUGGGUGAACGCCAUGAUUUAAUAUGUAUUAAGUAUUUGUAUACUGUGGGCAAAGUUCAUGAUUUAGUUCUUUGUCACUUUGUCUGUAAAAAGCAUUAAUAACAAGAUGAAAGUUGAAGUUAGGCAAAAGGCAGGAAAAUUGAGUGUUAUUUUAAUGGACAGUGUAUAAAAUAGAGAAAUGUAAAACAAAAUUACCUAUUAUCUGUGUUGCAAUUGCAAUAAGCCAACAAUAGGUUACUUGUGUGAAUGUAUGGCUUAGUGUCAAGACUAUCCUGACAGUCUGUUGAUAAUUUGAUUAAAGUGAGCAGAGGAGAUGGAAUAAGUAUUUGUGAUUUCUUUCAAUAACACUGAACUUCUGCCAAGCUGCUCUAUCCACUACUGUAUAGCUGACAGGCUUCAUCAAUCAUCAUCAGGUAGCUAGACUAAAACUCCAUUUGCCAACAUUGAGGUAUGCUGGAAUGUUGUUAACUCUCUUGUGAGUUGUAAGGGGAGGGGGGCAAUAGGUGACUUUAAAAUAGUUCUCUACUGGAGAAAGAAGAACUCUUAAUGAAAUCCCUAUUCAGGGGAAAACAUUUUUUCAUAUCUGUGGCCCCAUCUUGCUCGAUGGAAGAGUAAAUUAACGGAGUUCAAGGUUUAUUACAAAAAAGUCUUUAAGAGUUCUAGGUGCAUUAAUCCUCAAAGGAUAUAUCGAUGCUCUUGCUAGAAUAGCAUUUUGCCUUGGAUAUUGAAUUUGGUUUUUAUAACAGAAUAAAUUAAAGACGUAGCCCCAGAGCACCUCUUCCAAUUUAUAGCUCUGAAAAAAGGGUGGUGGAGAAAUGCCUAUCAGACCUGGCACUGACAUCUUUAUUUGUCAGAAGAUAAGAAUGUCAGUUCUCACUUGGCAUGGCAGAGUUAAGUCUUCUUGUCUUUCCACUUCAUGAGUCUUUAUAUAUUUCCCAUCUGUUACCUGUUUAGCAAUAGCUCACAGCUUCACCUGAAAAUUUCUUAUUGAAUCUUCAUCUUCAUCCCUCACCCACAUACUGUACUCUGUUCCAUAUUCCAUUUCAUAUUCUGACUUUCUUGCUAGCUAGGAGCAUUUUUUUUCUAUUUGUUAUUCCUGUUAACAUUUUUUACUCACCUUCUUCCCAAUCUUCAUUUUCUUCUCUUUUCCUUAUUACUCUCUCUCUUUAUUGUGGGGUUUCAUUUUCUUUUACUUACCUACCUGUUUGGUUUUGGAAAAUAGGGACCAAAAAAAGCAUUCGGUCAUCAUUAUUCUCUAAUAACUAUUUUGAUGUAUUUAUGGUUUUAUUUGUUCUUAAUUUCCUGUCCUUUCAUCCAUCUCUUAUUUACAGGGGUGAAAUGCUCCCGGUUCGGACCGGAUCAUCUGAUCCGGUAGCGAUGGCGGCAGGUGGUUCAGAGAACCGGUAGCAAAAAUCCCUGCUCCCCCUUGCCCCCUGCAUGCCCAGCUGAGCCACGUGAUCAUCAGAGGGGUUUUUACUUUUAAAAGCAUUUUUUCUUCAGCCGAAAAUAUGCUUUUAAAAGUUAAAAAAAGGCUCUGAUGAUCGCGCAACUCAGCUGGGAUAGUCAGAACCCUUUCAAAGCAUUUUUCUACAAGCUGUUCGGCCAAAGAGGCUGUAAAAAAACUGCUUUUAAAAGGCUCCUCUGGCGAUCCCAGCUGAGUUGCUUGAUCACCAGAGGGUUUUAAAAGCAUAUUUUUACAACCUUUUCGGCCGAAGAGCUUGUAGAAAAAAUGCUUCUAAAAGUUAAAAAAAAAAAGUUGGCCAUGCCCACCCAGUCACAUUAAUCCCCCCACCAAGCCAUGCCCACAGAACUGGUAGUUACAAAUUUUACAUUUCAUCCCUGCUUAUUUCCCAUUGUUCUUAACAGCCCUUCCUUGUUUGCUGAUAAUUAUGUUACCCAUCUAGUUGGCUGCUCCCUCUUGAAGGUACAGAUCUGCCAAUUUUUCAGACAGUAGGGAGAAACACCCCCCUCCCCUGCUUUUUAGGAAGAACUUCAAAAGCCAUACAUAUUGCCUAAUUAUUAAACAGCACCUGGAUUUGAAUAAUGGUUCACAUAGAGCAAACAAAACUUCAAAUACAUAUUUUAAAGAUUAGGAAUGAAUGAACCAGAAUAGAUCAGUUUCAUGUAAUUGCCUACUUCCAGUGAUCUAGUAUGGAUCUAGUUCCAUUUUUUACUAGUACUCUGUAGGAAAAAUUAUCAGAUUUUCUUUUUUUUUAAAUGCCAGUCUCCUCUUUAGUCCAAUCCCUCCAUUUCCAUUAUGUGAGCCUUUCUAAUCAUAUUAAGUAGGUUAAUGGCUCUAUAAUUAACAAGGUCUACAUUGAAAUGGAAUAGCCAUACUCCCAUCAGGAUUUAUAACAGAAAUCUUUUUAAUCUCUGUAAAAAACUCGUGGCCAUGUAAACGCUGAUGGGCAGAAGCUAUCCAAGCAUAGAAUUUGAGAUUGUGACAAAAUCCCUCCUCAAAGUAACAACUUCUACUUUUUUACAAAUAUCUCAAAAUAAUUCCUUGCUGCUGAGAUCAUUUCUAGUAGUUUUCCUCCUAGACUUUGGGAUCAUCCAUUUGACUUUUUCAUUGUUUCCUAAAAUCUUCAAAGAAUCACUUGGUUUUUUAAAAAAAGUUUUAUUGGAUUUUUAUUUUUAAAUAUACAUCAAUAUCAAUACAUGAACAGUGUGGCCUCUGGGGAAAAUUCAUUUUGAUAUAAGUAGCAAUAAUAAUAUUUGUUACAUUAAUCAAAUUUAUGUAAUCCUAGUAUUAAUAUACAUUUUUGUUUUAAAGUAAUCAUUCAAUAUUUCAAUAUUUCAUUUUAAUGGCAAUGGUAUUAUUUAAGCAUACAUAGUAAUACCAUCAUUCAGCCUCUAAUCUUUCCAUCUAGUUAUUGUUUAUAUUUUAUUAUAUAAAAAUAUUUUCUCUGUGGUUAUUCGCCACUUUAAAAAAUAGUUCUAAGAGUCUCUUUUCCUGGAUUUUCUUCUUUUUUUUUCUUUUAAAAUUUGGGUCUAAAUAAAAAAGAAUCUUCUCACCCAGUUCCAGUCACUGUUCACCUACACCGCUCCUGCACAUUUCUUGUUGUCUCGGCUGUUCCAGCUUCGUGACAGCCAUGAUGGCUGCCUUUUCUCAUUGUGGAUAAGAGAGAAGCCCUGGGUCAAGCAGGAGAGCUCCGGCUCUCCAUGACCUACAGGGCACCCCUCUUUACUUCACCACCCCUACGGAGAGGCUUUAGCUCCUUUUGGAGCCCUCCAACAGGGAGAACUCAGUGUGGGAGCGUGGAGACUCGCUCCUCACAUCUGAUCUCACCGUGACGUCAACCGGCUUUAAUCCAAAUCACUUUUUAAUAUAGUUGAAUACCAAUAAAUGUCCAACCCUUAGUCUUAAAAAUGUGUUUAACAAAUAUAUUUGUUCACUUUUUCCUCUCCCGUCACUCCUGAUUAUUGACUUAUUUGCUCAUUUAGUUACUAUAGCUGCCCAUUUUACAUAUUAAGUGACUCACAAUUUUUUUAAAAAAACAAUAAGCAAAUGCAAAUAAGCAUACAAAUUACACUAAAGCCAUUACUAAAAACUAUAUUAAGGGAGAAAAACAGAAUUGAAAAAUUAUAUGUCAGAAAUUUAUCCCUCUAAUUUGUAAAAAAUAAUAAUAUAAGAAAUAUUAACAAACCAUUCCCGUGAUAUUUAUGUGGGGAAGGGAGAACAACCAAAUUUAGUUAUUCAUAUAUCCUUUGAGCAUGUUUCAACCUUGUUUGAUUGACUUGGUGUUU
This is a messenger RNA of Ahaetulla prasina, 5484 nucleotides long. Its product is annotated as eukaryotic translation elongation factor 1 epsilon-1-like. NCBI's taxonomy places the organism in Eukaryota, Metazoa, Chordata, Lepidosauria, Squamata, Colubridae. The record is from RefSeq and is a predicted model, not a curated record. The coding region runs from base 172 to 741 and encodes 189 amino acids. Gene Ontology annotation, cellular component: aminoacyl-tRNA synthetase multienzyme complex; transport vesicle; cytoplasm. The transcript is spliced from 5 exons. Gene Ontology annotation, biological process: positive regulation of DNA damage response, signal transduction by p53 class mediator.